Aspergillus welwitschiae is the source of this 377-nucleotide messenger RNA. RefSeq lists its product as uncharacterized. NCBI's taxonomy places the organism in Eukaryota, Fungi, Ascomycota, Eurotiomycetes, Eurotiales, Aspergillaceae. The transcript has a single exon. The record is from RefSeq and is a predicted model, not a curated record. The coding region runs from base 68 to 298 and encodes 76 amino acids.
CGUGUUUACUCUCGGAGAAAUUUUGGUCCCGUGCCUUUUCCCCCCUUGGUGCCUUAGGCUAAAGGCCAUGCUUAGGUGUUCUUCUCCCGAGGGAUAUUUCGGUACAACCUUCCUCUCCGGGUUUCGUCUACGAAUGUUGUUCAAUUCGCGUGCCUUUCAGGCGCACAGGACCUGCGGCUCCCCGUACGCCUUGACGAUUUUGCUGAGCCACAGUGGAAACAAGCCUCCCCGGGGUUCUCCAGGUUUGGGCUCGUUUAGUUGGGGGAUAGACACGCCCAUGAGUAUGGGGAAGGUCUAAUCCUUAGGUAAGAUGAAUAGACUAUCAACUCCUAGUUUACCUAGUUUCUCCUGCUUGUCCCGGGUCCCCACCGAGCCGG